Carassius carassius (crucian carp) is the source of this 1021-nucleotide messenger RNA. RefSeq names its product apolipoprotein D-like. The transcript is spliced from 5 exons. NCBI's taxonomy places the organism in Eukaryota, Metazoa, Chordata, Actinopteri, Cypriniformes, Cyprinidae. Gene Ontology annotation, molecular function: lipid binding. The record is from RefSeq and is a predicted model, not a curated record. Gene Ontology annotation, biological process: lipid transport; tissue regeneration; brain development. Bases 156 to 716 code for a protein of 186 amino acids.
CAGCUGCUUUUUGUUACAACACAAUCUCAGUCUGUUCUGAGCGUAUCCUUCUCUCUUGUCUCUCUUGUUACUGGACCAGCACAAACACAACAUCUUCAGCUCUGUGCCUAACAACAGAUUCAUCUGGAACAGCUGAGACAGCAGCUCUCGACAGGAUGAAGGCCGUGAUUGUGUUGCUCGUACCUCUUCUGCUUCCCUUGGUCUCUGCUCAGACAUUUCGUUGGGGCCCCUGCCCAACACCAAUGGUCCAGCCAAACUUUGAAUUAAACAAGUACCUUGGAAAGUGGUAUGAAAUUGAAAAGCUACCAGCAUCCUUUGCGAAAGGCAAGUGCAUUGAGGCAAACUACAUGCUAAGACCUGACAACACUGUCCAAGUUGUCAAUGUUCAGACAUACAAAGGAAAAAUUAGAAAAGCAGAGGGCACAGCGAUCAUUCAGGACCUGAGGGAGCCAGCAAAGCUUGGACUCAGUUUCUCUUACUUCACUCCCUACACCCCAUACUGGGUCCUGUCUACUGACUACAGCAGCAUAGCACUUGUUUAUUCAUGCACUGAUGUUCUCCGGCUCUUCCAUGUGGACUAUGCUUGGAUCCUGUCCCGCUCACGCAUUCUGCCCCCAGAGGCCAUCUAUCAUGCCAAAGAGACCUUCUCACGUGACAAAAUCGAUGUGAGCAAAAUGAUUCCCACAGAUCAGCACGGAUGCGACGGUCCUAUUUAACCAGUAAAAACUGAAAUAUAGAUAUAUUUUUUGGUGCCUCACUAUUACUAUUAUGAUUGAAAAGGGUUUGAAUUAUCAUAAAGCUACUCAUAUUAUAUUGUACUCUGUUAUAAAUGUUUGGUAUUUGUCUUUGUUACUCUUAACUAAUUUUCUAAAGCAAUCUCUGGCUUUGAUAAUGUGCUAUAAAAUAAUAUUCAUUAUUAGCCUAUUAUUCAUAUGACAUAAACCAUCUGAACCCAGCUGGCACAUAUUUUGCUCUAUAUACAUAUUUUUGCACCUCUUCAAAUAAAUAAAUUAAAGCAUUA